AUGGACGCCACUUCAAACACCGCCGAUUCCACUACCGCCGGCCUGAGUGCCGACGAGAUUGCCCUCUACGAUCGGCAAAUCCGCCUCUGGGGUGCGCAGGCGCAGGAGCGCAUCCGCUCCGCCAACAUCCUCCUCAUCUCGCUCCGUGCGCUCGGCACCGAGAUCGCCAAGAACCUGACGCUUGCGGGCAUCAACUCGCUCACGAUUGUCGAUGACAGUCCCAUCACUGAAGAAGAUCUGGGCGCCCAGUACUUUUUGCGAAACGAGGACAUCGGCAAGCCUCGCGCCGACGCAGCCAUCCCACGAAUUCAAGAGCUCAACCCACGCGUAACUGUCAAAUCUGGCGGCAGCCUGCAAAACCUGCUCCUCCAGAAUCAAAACUAUUACACGCCCUUUGACAUCGUGAUCGCCUGUGACCUCGAUUUCAACACAACCUGCAACAUCAAUGAUGCCUGUCACCUCGCUGGCCGGCCCUUCUACGCCGCAGGGAUUCAUGGCUUCUACGGCUACGUUUUCGUCGAUCUCAAAGCCCACGAGUUUGUAGUCGAGAGAGAAAAGUCCAACAAGCCCACUCAACUUGGCCCGGAAUCCGAAACGCGAUCCAUCCUGGCCGUCACCGAUAAGCCCGACGUCCCCUCCAACGGCAAGAAAAUGGAAAUGGUCAAGAAACAAGAACGAUACUGCCCCUUACGGCUCGCCAACACCUCGCCCCUACCCGCGGACACACUCGCCAAUCGCCGCAAACUCAAAUCCGUGCCGCCCCUACUGCCCUGCCUGCGUGCUCUCUUCGAUUUUCAAUCCGCCUACAGCCGCCUGCCCACCCACACCACCCAAGACCUCGGCGUCUUCGCUACGCUCGUCAAUCUCAAAUCACAAGAGCUCACGGUUCCCCCGCUCAGCGCUGACUCUCUCCGCUCCUUCCUUCACAACCUCGGCGCGGAAAUCGUGCCCACCGCGGCAUUCGUGGGAGGCAGACUGAGCGAGGACGUCAUCAACGUGCUGGGCAAGCGUGAGCAGCCCAUUCAGAACUUCGCGCUGUUUGAUGGCGAUGCGAUGGAUGGUAGGAUCUACUGCUUGUAUACCAAGCCGCCGGAGCUGCUGGUGGGACCUGAGUUGAUGGCAAUGGGAAUGGGAGGCAUGCCGAUGCAAGUGGAUCUGGGAGGAGCGAAUGUUGGGAAUGGAGUUGGUAUGACGAUGGGUGGCACGGGAGUCAAUGGAGAUGCAGGGUAUGCUGUGCCGAUGGAGGUGGUGGGUGGUGCUCCUGCGGGUGCGGAGAAUGCGUCGGUGGGCAAUGGGGUCGAUGGAGAGGUGGCUGGAAGUGGUGCAGAUGCUGCGGCUGCGCCUUCGAUUGCAGCGACGAUAAGCGCUCCAACAAGCGCGCCUGCGAACGAGACGGGUGUGACGAACGACGCAUGA
Molecule: messenger RNA, 1416 nt
Organism: Neohortaea acidophila
Lineage: Eukaryota; Fungi; Ascomycota; Dothideomycetes; Mycosphaerellales; Teratosphaeriaceae
Exons: 2
Coding region: 1-1416 (471 amino acids)
Biological process (GO): protein sumoylation
Cellular component (GO): SUMO activating enzyme complex; cytoplasm
Molecular function (GO): SUMO activating enzyme activity
Source: RefSeq, a predicted model, not a curated record